Boleophthalmus pectinirostris (great blue-spotted mudskipper) is the source of this 2184-nucleotide messenger RNA. RefSeq names its product E2F transcription factor 5 (gene e2f5). Gene Ontology annotation, molecular function: protein dimerization activity; RNA polymerase II cis-regulatory region sequence-specific DNA binding; DNA-binding transcription factor activity, RNA polymerase II-specific. Gene Ontology annotation, cellular component: RNA polymerase II transcription regulator complex. Bases 181 to 1311 code for a protein of 376 amino acids. The record is from RefSeq and is a predicted model, not a curated record. Gene Ontology annotation, biological process: regulation of transcription by RNA polymerase II. Lineage: Eukaryota; Metazoa; Chordata; Actinopteri; Gobiiformes; Gobiidae. The transcript is spliced from 8 exons.
UUUGAGAUGUUGAGGAGGCAAGUGAGCUGAAUCGGGACGCGCCCCUGCCUGAACUGGACCGCGGUUUCCCUGGCAACAGCUCUAACCUAACGUAACGUGCGUCCAUUUAAAAUCCGCGUAGGUACUUUCACACAGCGGCCAAACUGAGGUAAAAAAGACACGCUGCAUACGAAGAAAUGUAUGUUAAGACAGGUUAAUAGCGUCCAAAAACAUCAAAUUAAGUUGUUUUAUAGAAGAAAUAUGGAGUUUGAAGCCACGGAGACAGUACGAUCCACUCCGAGCCGACACGAGAAAAGUUUGGGUCUCCUUACGAUGAAGUUUGUGAGUCUGCUACAAGAAGCGAAGGACGGCGUGUUGGACUUAAAAGUGGCUGCAGACUGUUUAGCUGUGAAGCAGAAGAGGAGGAUCUAUGACAUUACAAACGUGCUGGAGGGAGUGGGGCUCAUCGAGAAGAAGAACAAGAACAUCAUUCAGUGGAGGGGUGAGAGCUGUCACAAUCAGACCCCCGAGAUGGUAGAACAGGUGAAGCUGCUGAAGUGUCAGGUCUCUGAUCUGGAGGCUCAGGAGCUGGAGCUGGACCGACAGAAGGCCUGGAUCGAGGAGAGCAUCCAACAGCUCAGCAACGACCCCACUGUGGCCACAUAUAAGUUUGUGACACAUGAAGACAUCUGUAACGCCUUUAGUGGAGACACUCUCCUCGCCGUCAUGGCUCCUGCAGGAACACAGCUCGAAGUUCCUCUUCCCGAAAUGAGUCUCAGUGGCCAGAAGAAGUACCAGGUGAAUCUGUGCUCACACACGGCUCCCAUUCAAGUGAUGCUCAUUAACAGAGACUGUGAUGGCUCUGCUCCGGUGGUCUUCUCUGUGCCCCCCACAGACGAACUAUGCCCCAUGCCCACACCCCCCCACACCCCCGCCAGCCUGCAGCGCUUCCCCCUCUCCUCUCAGGCCUCCUUCUCCUACUGCAGCCAGGACUCUCUCUGUUCUGACCACCAGAUGGCAUUCACAGACCAUGAAGAGGUGCUCACGCCCUCCUCCACUCCUCCGGACCUGCACAUGGAGUGCCACAGUGAUGCCUCCAUGGGCCUGUCACAGAGGCACAUGGACCUGGUGGGACCUGAGUUUCAGCCUGUGAUGGACAUGAGCAACUUACUGAAACUGAGUGGAGCCACGGACCACCUCAAGGACGAGCGCAUGGCAGCUGUGGAUCUCAUUGACGAACUAAUGUCAUCUGAUGGUAUGGACUACAGCUUUAAUCUGGAUGAUCAUGAGGGAGUAUGUGACCUCUUUGACGUGCAGAUCCUCAACUACUGAAGUACAUCUGCUGAAGUAAAAGUACCACUACUACACUCUACUGAACUGCAAGUACUACUACUACUACUACUGCUCCCUGGUACUGUUGUCUUUGGGAAGCACUUUGGCCACUCAAACCUUAACCACUCUACUCAGGACAGAAAAGCUUAAAAGAUACCUGUGACCCCAAUUGGACCCUUUGAGAUUUUAUAGACUAAAUUAAGCUUUUGUUGUUUCAUUUGGAUUGACAGCAUUCCCAAGAGCAGCUUCUCUGUGCCGAGGUGAGCUCAGAUUACUCUCCUGUCCUGCCGCACUUUGUCUUUUUUGUACUUGUUCCACUUUAGUUUUGUGGAAAAGACUGCUGUUUGAUUUCUAGAGUUUAUGAACAAUGUUGUCCUUGAGUUAAUAUUGCAAGAAUCUAUGAAUGUUCAGUAUUGGCAUUUUUAGUAUUUAAAUUAAAGUUCAGGGUAUGACUCAAAAUAUUUUCAUAAUGCAUUAAUUGUAUUCAUAUGAAUAAUAUAUUUGACAUUCUACAUUUAUCUAUGAGAAAAGGGACAAAAUAAGUAAAACUGCCUUAAAGUUUUCAUUUCUAAAUUAUUGCCACACUGCCAUUUAGGCAUCCUUUUUUUUUUUUUUUUUUUGUACUCAGUUGGGAAUAUCUUAUUAAUGUAAGAGAAAUCAUAAGUUUGUUCUCCUAGUUAUGUGAAACUAAUGCCGAUGAUUUACUGCCUGAUUUGUAAUUUGAUAAUUUAAUUUAAAUGUAUAGUUUGAAAAUGUUGGUGCCAAAAGGCCUGUUUUCCUAUUUAUGUUUUUUUUUAUUGUACACGAUUUUUUAUGUUUGUUUUGUUUUGCACACUUUGCAGAGUUUUCUAAUAAAUAUAUUUGACUUGUAAA